CCUAGUAAGCUGCUUGUGUUCUGGUAACUGGAAUGUGUGAGUUGGUGCUGCUUUGUAGAGGUGAUAAAACUGAUAGAAAUCCAGUCACUACUGGUGCAAACACACUUGGAAAAUCAAUCUAGAUAUCACAUACAGCAGAGCCAGAGACAUCAAGUGAAACAGUACCUGAUGCUUGAUACAAAACUUUCCAGCCAGACACUCUCGCUGUCCCAUUCGCAUACAGCCCAGCCUGCAGGAGUUGCGCCUGUACUAAGAAAUGGACACAUGCCUCCUGUCAGUGAUAUUGGCGCUCCGGAAAGUCCAGUUUCCAAGUUAUUGCCUCUUGGAGAAGAACGUGAGAAUGCGAUGGAGGAGGUUAUUGAUGACAUAAUCAAUAUGGAAUCAAGUUUUAAUGAUGAAGGGAUAGGUUGCUCCGAAGCUCCCCUACUAAUGCAAAGAACUCUGUCUAAUAACAUUUUGGAUAUAUACAACAGUGACCAGGGAAUAUCACCUGCUAAUAUGGGUCUUACAAAUGCUUCCUGCCCAGCUAUCCUACCAGUAAAGAGGGAAAUCACAGAAGCAGAUACACGGGCAAUGGCAAAAGAGAGACAAAAAAAGGAUAACCACAACCUCAUUGAAAGAAGAAGAAGGUAUAAUAUUAAUUACCGAAUCAAGGAGCUUGGCACGCUUAUUCCAAAGUCCAAUGAUCCUGAUAUGCGCUGGAACAAAGGAACUAUUUUAAAAGCAUCAGUGGAGUACAUCAAGUGGCUACAAAAAGAACAACAGAGAGCCAGAGAAUUAGAACACAGACAGAAGAAAUUAGAGCAGGCUAACAGAAGACUUCUACUUCGAAUUCAGGAACUAGAAAUCCAGGCUCGUGCUCAUGGUCUGCCAGUCAUGUCUUCACUCGCUGCUGUGGAUUUAGCUGCCCAAGUCAUCAAGCAACAGACAUAUCCAGAAGAGAAUGUCAUAGACUAUUCUCAGCAAAUGGCUCUGACUCAUGGACCAAGUUCUGACAUUUGUGAUGGAUCGAUAGCCUUUUCCGAUCCACUUUCGCACUUCACAGAUCUCUCUUUUAGUGCCGCUUUAAAAGAAGAACAAAGGUUAGAGGAAAUUUUACUCGAUGACACAAUAUCGCCAUUUGGAACAGAUCCACUCUUGUCUUCCACAUCACCUGCUGCAUCAAAAGAGAGUAGUCGGAGAAGUAGCUUUAGUACCGAUGAUGGAGAUGAUUUGUAGAACUAGAUAGGCCCUGAUGAUAUUUUUUUAAUCAUUUGCUGGUGCUAAAAAAUUGUGUUAUGAAUUUAAGUUUGAUGUUGGUGCUUACUUCAAAUAAGAAAACAAAGAACUGUUGUGGUAACAAGCUGUUGUGUGAGUAGGGUUUAGCUGAGGCAAACUUCAUAGAACAAUAGAGUUGUAUCUCCUUAUCCUGGAACUAGCUACAGAUCCUUCUUUAUUUACCAGAAAGGUUUGUUUUUUUUUCCAUCUUUUCUUCUAUUCUCACAGAAGUAUUAAAAUAGUUCCCACAAAACCAUGUCACAAAAUUAUACUCAAAUACACUGUUGAAUUUAGUACUCAUUUCUCCCAAAUUUAUUCAAGACUUUUAGUUGUAAGCAUUUAUUAAUUUCUUUAAAAGUGAAAAAUAGAAAAUUUGAAUAAAACCAAUAGCUAUGUAACAUGAACUGCAAUGGGGAAAUGUUUGAAUGUGAUCUACUUACAAUAGAGAUGUUAAAAUCAUUAUAAAAGGUGGGAGACUAAUGCUGCAUGAACUGCAUGCACUUGUAUUUAAAAUAAGACCACAAAGUUCAUAAAGUUGUUUUUUGAAUCCAUAUUUCAGUUUUUAUUCACCUAUAGAAAAUAUCAAACAUUCAGUACUUAUUAUUGUGCAUUUUAGUGUUACCAAAGAAAACCAGAAAUAUAACAAUAGGGAUAAAAAAAGCAAUCAAACAAAAACCACAUUUAUUGGACAGAUACAGAUCAGGUUUCAGCAAUUUAAAAAGAGAUUACUUAGUCAACAGAAUAAAGUAAGAGUGCAUGUGGGCGUGUCUACAUGAGACGCUAUGUCACCAUAGUGACGAGCUACGGCAACGCACAGUUGGCAGACACGAAUCAUGAUGCCGAUGCUACUGCACAGUAGGGUCAAAAACGACUUGGGCGCCUCUGGGACUGUACAGUAACAACUUGCUAAAGCAAGUACUAAAUGACUGUGCAGUAACAGCUGUGUAGUUGGGUGCAUGUGUAGACGCGCCCUGCAUGUAUGGGAUGCAAUGGAGAUAUUCAGUGUUACAAUUAGUAUAAAUUAAAACAGCCACUGUUGCUAAUAGCAAUAUCAGUUAUUUGUCAUGUACCCAGGUGGUGUCCUUCUUUGAUGGUGGCUAAUCACAAUUGAAUAAUAGGAUACUGUAUUUUCCAAGAAAACUUUUUCAAGCCAUAAAGUGUGUCUUGGUUCCUUUGAUGGCAUAGUAGGGUUUUUCUAAAGGGACAAGUCCUAACUCUAUACCAAUAUUUUUGAUCCAGUUGGAUGUGGAGGAUGAGAUGUACUACAUUCCCUUGCAUGCAUUUUGGCAGAGAAUUUCACUUUAAAUUUGCCUCUAGAUUCAUUAUCAAAAAGAUAAGUAGUGUCUGGAGCCAAAGGAAAUAUUCCUGAAGCUGUUGUUCUGAUCCACUCCUUUAUCACAUUCACAUGCUAGUAAUGGGCAUUCAAAACAUAUGGAUUUGACUUAGAGCUUUAGCAGUUAGAGGACAGGCAGAAGACGCAUCAUCUUCGUAUGCGGUGAAAUUUUGGAGUGUGAUUAUAUAUUUUUGGAGUAGAUUAAGUACAAUCAAUUUAAUACUAAUACAUUGGAAAAUAAGCUGGCACAAGUUCUUUGCAGUUCUUUUUUCAAAUAAACCAAAAGUAUUUGUUUUGGGGGUUUUUGUGAAAGGUAAAAUAUUCUUAAAAAUGAGAACUGUUGUGUUCAGUUUUGCUCUCCCAGAACCUUCCUAAAGAAGCAUCAUGUGAAGUGUUGCAGCAAAAAGGGAUUCAAUCAGGCUAUUAUUUGACUUGGAUUUUAAAUGCGUAGGCCUUUACUUCUCAUGUCGUCUUUAUUAUUAUUAUUAUUUAGAAAUUGUGCAAAGUUGGCAAGUAGGACCUUCAUAAGUGUUAUACACGCUGCUGUAUAGAUGGUUUCACUGAACUACAUGGUUUACAAGGGUCAUAGCACACCCCAUCAGUUCUAAAUUCUUGUGUUUUGGCAUUUUUUUUCUUAACUGGAAUUUUACCUGCUCAUUGGAAUUUCACUUGGAUUUUCUACUAACUCACUGGGAAUUUCACCAUGUGGCAAAAACUAAUCAACUUCUAUCUAAAGAAAUCAUAUCAGUUUUUUAGUGUAUUUAAAGAGUUCUGUUAGACUGUAUAAAUGCAGUCAUUUAGACAAUAAGUUCUUUGGUACAAAGAAACCACAUUUUUGUCAUGUGCAUAUACAUGUUUAGCUCAACAUGCCUUGGUGGAGGCUCCUAACUGUGUUGCUACAAUACAAUUAACAAAAAAUAACAGCUGAUGCAGAGGUUUGGGUUUUUUUUGUUUAUUUUUUUAAAUCUUGGAAGUGGGGAUGGGAGUGCAAAUGAAUAUUAACCAAAGGUAACUGGAUAUAGGAAGAAGAGCCAUUUUAAUUAGAGUUGUUCAGUAAACUUGGGGCAUAACCCACCAUGCCAGAGAGUCCACAGAUUACAAAAUGAAAGUCAAAUCUGAAACAUGAUACAACAAAAGUAACAUUUAUGCCCAGGCACCUAAUUUAGGAUUCAUGUUGUCCAUUUCAUGUGAAGAAGGGAGAAGAUAGAUGGCUAACCAAUUGGCAUUUGUCCUUGUAGUUUCUACUACAUUAGAUUUAAAUACACCAGCAUGGAUUUGCUCACAGUGGAGAAAAAUGAAUUAAAUAUGAAUGUGUUACAUGAUUUUCCCAUUUAAUUUGUACAUGGGAGAUAGACCAUACUUUUGGACUGCAUUGACUUAAAAAAAAUCCUGAAUUUCAUCUUUUUUACAAGUACCAUCUUAAAAAUAUUUCAGUGCACCCAUUAUUUUUUUUUAAGUUCAUUUUCAUUCUUCUGACAAUUCCCUCAGUAUAAAACAUCAGAUUUUUUUUCUGCAUGAAAAACCUAACACAGGCUAGCAGUCACUUCUAUUGCUAUAUACUGUCCUGCAGUAUCUGUCAGUAAAUAUGCAGAGAGACUACUCUUCCCAAGCUGCAGUCAUUCAUAGAAACACUAUGUGUAUAUGUGUGAUGGUAAUUCUCUUUCAGUGCAAUUGAAUUAUGUUUCCAAUGGGAAAUUGUCAUUUCAGAUUGUGAUUAGGAUUUUCAUGAAUUAGUUUAAUUCAGUGAGAGCUGUUGUGUUACUACUAUAGGUGGUUACACAAGGUGAAAAAGAUUUCCUCUAACCCGCUAUAAGGGAAUGCAUCCCUGAGAGAGGAUAACAUUCACCUGGCUCUUUUGUGUCAGAGGCUAUAGUUUCCCAGUAUGGUUUGAUCUUUUAGUAUAAAUCUUAAUGCUUAUGAGAAGGUCAAUGGAAAGCUACACAGUUAAGGAAGCUUCAGAAAGGUAUUCAGCACAUCCACGGCCCUCUAUAUGUUGGUUUCGCUAUUCCAAAUUCCCUAAAAUAGCAAAUUCUCCCAACUCAGACUUAGCAUGAUGGCUUUAAAGCUUCAGACUUUUUACAGCAUGGUGCAGUGCUUGUAAUCUUGAACACAGAAAAGGGUUUUUUAUGAAUAUGGGAACAAAUCCUGAAGUCCUAACUCAGGAAAAAAAAACUUCUUUCAAUGUCAAUGAGAGUUUUACAGGAAUAAAAUCUGUGCUAGGUCUCCAGGGUUUGAUGCAUUAAAAGUAUGUCCAAAUUAUUUCUAAUACAGCUUUGUUUGAUGAAGUCUGGUGUAUUAUGAAUAAAGCCUUCAGAAGGAAAUUUAAAGACUUUAAUUUCUACUAGUUUGGGGGAAAACCAUUCCCCCCAGUAUAUUUAAGGAUUUUUUGCCUAUUUCUAGUAAAAAUGGUGGUUGUAUUCUUACAGUGUACAUGAACCAGUGAGCUGAUAAUUAUACAAAACCAAAGGCAGCUGAAAUAUUACCAUCUUGUUUAAUUAAUGAAAUGGAUAUAGAUACUAUACAAAGAAAAGAGAUCUAAAUUAUUUCACUGCCUGUGUGGAUACUGUGUAAAAGGCUAAAGUAAGUGCAAACAUUUUAACAAACAGGAAUGCAGUUGCCUUAUAGUUUAAAGGACUAAAUAUAAUUCAGUCAUUUAAUCUUAAUAAGAACAUUGUUAUAAUACCUUUUGACUUUAAUAGGGCUGUAUACAUGAAUGGAGGAUGUAAAAUUAUUGUAAUUUAAAAUUAUGUUAAGGCUGUUAGAUCAGCAAAGGCAUUUACAUUACUAUUAUGAGACAGUAGAAUAUUUUUAUGAUAAUUGCUAUUUUUCAUUGUUAAUCAUACAGUAUCUUGUUUUCUAAGUAAAUGUAUGUGACAGAAUGUAUUUUAGUACAUACUGUACAUGCAGUCUUUAUAGAAAAUACAUUUUGUGUUUGCUGGUACUUUAUGUUUAUUAUAUGAAUACAAUUAAAGAAAUUAAAACAUC
Messenger RNA from Alligator mississippiensis (American alligator), 5575 nucleotides. It is a transcript of the gene TFEC, whose product is annotated as transcription factor EC. Gene Ontology annotation, biological process: regulation of transcription by RNA polymerase II. Gene Ontology annotation, molecular function: DNA-binding transcription factor activity, RNA polymerase II-specific; RNA polymerase II cis-regulatory region sequence-specific DNA binding; protein dimerization activity. Bases 169 to 1218 code for a protein of 349 amino acids. Gene Ontology annotation, cellular component: nucleus. The transcript is spliced from 8 exons. The record is from RefSeq and is a predicted model, not a curated record. NCBI's taxonomy places the organism in Eukaryota, Metazoa, Chordata, Crocodylia, Alligatoridae.